AUGCCAGCAAGCCAGCCGCGUUCGGCCAGGCAGGCCAACGCCGAGUCGGACGUCUACAGCUUCGGCGUCGUCCUCCUAGAGAUCGCUUGCGGCCAACGGCCCCUGGUGCGUCGCCACGAGGAAGAAGACGUGAUCCACAUCGUGCAGUGGGUGUGGGAAUGGCACGGCAGAGGAGCCAUCCUUGACGCCGCAGACGGACGGCUGAAGGGCGAAUUCGACGCUCGUGAGAUGUAG
This is a messenger RNA of Miscanthus lutarioriparius, 234 nucleotides long. The record is from the annotation of a GenBank genome assembly. Lineage: Eukaryota; Viridiplantae; Streptophyta; Magnoliopsida; Poales; Poaceae.